GGCCACUAUUUGGUUCAGUAGUGCGCCCGACGGCGCCGAGACAGCAGCUGCUCUCGGACGGCGCGGCCGAGCGAGCAGAGAGAGCGCGUGAGCGAGCGAGCGCACGAACUGAGAGACUGAAUCGGUGGCGUGUGCCGCCCACCCGAGUGACCCGCGCCGACCCCUGUUGACCCGUGCGACCCGCCCGCUGCAGCCGAGCCGCCGACAGACGCCGAGAGGCGCCGCUAUGAUCGUCCCUGGUGAGAUGCCGUUCGCGGCCCGUCUGGUGCGUCUGCCGGCCGCGGCCGCCGCCGGAGGACGGGCCGACCCCUCCAGUGACGAUAGCUCGUGCAGUCCGCCGUCGCCGCCGCCGCCACCGCCGACCCCGCGCCGAGACCUGCGCACCGGCUGGAAGAAGCGCCACAGCGAGCGCUACUACCGCGAGCAGCAGCAGCAGCAGCGGAUCCGCGCCAGUCAGGAGGCGCCCUACCCACGCUUCGAGCGCCGCCUCGAGGUGGACGUGCGCCCCUCGGAGGAGGUCGGCGGCAGGGUGGCCGGAGAGGUGCCCUACGACCUGUCGCGGCGGGCCGAGCACCAGCACAUGUCCCCGGCCACCGACCCGAGCCAGGAGGGCGCCGCCGACCAGCCGCUAGACCUGACGCUGCCCAAGCCGGCCGCGCAGGACGAGAACAUGAACGAGCUGCUGCCGGCCGACUGGCAGCCGCAGGACGAGCCCAUGCCGCCAGCGGCGUCCCCCGCGGCGCCGGCCGACCAGCCGCCGCCAAAGUGCGCGGCCGUCGGGUCACCUCCCGUUGUCCCGCCGAGUCACUCCCCGGCUCCGUCCCCGCAGCUGCUGUCGCCGAGAGGACAGGUACAUCCGGCGCCUCAGCCGGCCUCUCCUCCAGCGGGAUCACCGAGCCUCCGCGCGGCACCGGCGCCCGUGAAACCGCCAGCGCAAUCACCAAUCGCACAGCCGUCCAGUGCAGUGAGUCACCCGCAGCCUCACGCGCACCAUGUCCUUCAGCCACCAGUCCGGCCUCCGACCGGGUCGCCGACGCACCAGUCUGCACCAGUGCUGGUGCAGCACCCGUCCCGGUCCCCAGCGGCCCCCUCAGUUGAGUCGCGUCUCCAUCCGGCAGCUGAGCAGCCCCUGCCGGCUCCGGCACCGUCACCUCUGCGCUGUCCUGCUGGGUCGCCUCAGGUGACCCUCGAGGCGCACCAGCUAGCGAGACCGCCUCCACACGUGCCGCCGAGGACCCCUGGACACCCCGCCGCCGGUUCUCCGGUCGGCCAGCCUCCGGCAAGCUCGGCACAUCAUCUGACAGUGUCGCACGCUUCGACCAUCUCGCCCGGCCACAUGUCCCACGCUCCGACCGGCUCGCCCAGCCAUCAUCUACCUGUCGGCUCGCCAGGACACCAGCUGCCCGCCGGCUCGCCCGGUCGCCAGCUACCUGCCGGCUCUCCAGGCCACCUCCCGGUCGGUUCACCGGGCCACCACCUCCCGCCCAGCUCCAUGGCACACCUGCCGGCCGGUUCACCGCGCUCCUACCCGAUGGUUCAGCCGAUCCCGCUGCUGAUGCGGCCUCCGGCAUUCCGUGGCGAGCUGCCGCCGGCGCAGCGGCCGAGCUACCCGGCGCCGGUGGACCCGUCGGCGCCGGCUGCGUGGGUGGUGACCUCACCGGCUCUGUCGCCGCCGCGGGCGCAGCCUUACCUGCUGCCCGCCGGCCACGGCUCGCCGCCGGUACCGGGAGAGUUCGGACGGCCGCUGGUGGUGCAUACUGGGGCCAGGGAGCUGACGCCGCUGGCACCGCUCCGACUGGCACCACGGCCCGAGCAGCCGCCCCAGGAGAAGCCGCCGGGAACGUUCCAGAUGAUGCGGGCUCAAAUCGAGCCCAUCAACGUGUCAAGGACGCAGACGCAGAGCACUAACCGUCUGAAGGAUAAAUACUGGUGCAAGUUCUGCGGCAAGAACUUCCCCCGCUCGGCCAACCUGACGCGCCACCUGCGCACACACACCGGCGAGCAGCCGUACAAGUGCAAAUACUGCGAGCGCUCGUUCAGCAUCUCGUCCAACCUGCAACGGCACAUCCGCAACAUCCACAACAAGGAGAAGCCGUUCCGGUGUCCGCUGUGUGACCGCUGUUUUGGCCAGCAGACCAACCUGGACCGGCAUCUGCGGAAACACGAGUCGGACGGGCCGACCAUCCUGGACGGCGCGCACCCUCGUCGGCCGUACUCUGCGCGGCGCGCCUCCCCGGCCGCCUCUGCCGCGGGCAGCCGCUCCGACUCUGACUCCGACUCGGACGAGAUCGACGUCGAGACUCCCGACAGUCCGGACGAGCCUCCGCCGCUGAGGAUCGACGAAACGGCCGGCGAGCCGGGCGGCGGCGCCGAGCUGGCCGUGGCGUAGCGGCUCGCCGCGGCGAGACUUGAGCCCAGUUACCUGAGCAGUGAUGUAGCGUGCGUCCUGAGCGGCGCCCGGCAUGGCGGCCGGCGCCGCCGAGCUAGUAUUUAUUGUGUCGCGGACGGCGUUGCGCGCCGCGCGGCGGUCGGUUAGCUUUCAGUGCACUGGUUGCCGGUUCACUCGGCUGUCGGGGGUGGCUGGGAGGGUAUAUCGGGACGCGGCGGCUGCUGUGCCAGCUGAGAGUGUUCGACGGUCGCGGGCGGCUCUCCGAGUCAUUAGGGAACCGGCCGCAGAUUGCUGAUUCGCACCUGGAUAACCGCCGCGUCCCAUUGUUCCCGCACCACUAUCGCCGAUAAUGAACGUGCAAUCAAAGACAUUGACAAUAGAAUGCGUAUUUAUACAAUUGAUAUGCCCGCAACACAUUCCAUUUUUGCAGCCUAGACUAGUCAUUGUUGGGUAAUGACGGCCUUGUGUGAACGCUCGCAAUAAAGCGUCGUCGUGAGAGAG
Molecule: messenger RNA, 2890 nt
Organism: Amphibalanus amphitrite
Lineage: Eukaryota; Metazoa; Arthropoda; Thecostraca; Balanomorpha; Balanidae
Product: pollen-specific leucine-rich repeat extensin-like protein 1
Exons: 2
Coding region: 227-2389 (720 amino acids)
Biological process (GO): regulation of transcription by RNA polymerase II
Cellular component (GO): nucleus
Molecular function (GO): DNA-binding transcription activator activity, RNA polymerase II-specific; RNA polymerase II cis-regulatory region sequence-specific DNA binding
Source: RefSeq, a predicted model, not a curated record